Messenger RNA from Belonocnema kinseyi, 721 nucleotides. RefSeq lists its product as uncharacterized. The record is from RefSeq and is a predicted model, not a curated record. The transcript is spliced from 3 exons. The coding region runs from base 253 to 651 and encodes 132 amino acids. NCBI's taxonomy places the organism in Eukaryota, Metazoa, Arthropoda, Insecta, Hymenoptera, Cynipidae.
UUAUGUAAAGCAAAAAUCCUAAAAUUCAUUAAAAACUGGAUACUUUUCAUAAAUAUAAAAGGAAGAACAAAGUUUUCAGUAACAAUAAGAGCAUCUGUAAUUAGUAAUCCAAAAAAAUCAUGAAGCAUGUAAUUUAAUAUUAGGAAAAUCAAAUAGAAAGAUGCGUGUUUAAAAAAAGACCAGAACGACAACAACAAAAAGGACAACAGUAGAUAGUGAACACUAUGGAGAAUUUGGAGUGGGGGGUCCACCAUGUCAGGUCCACCUUUGUGUACUGUUGCUGAUACCAAUCUAGCCGAUAUUCCUGACUCGAGAUUAUCCCGCUGGCAGUUAAUUCAGAAGAUUCAACAGCAUUUUGGGAUACAAUGGAGUAAAGACUACAUUUCCGAAUUGCAGCAACGAAAUAAAUGGACUAAACCAGCAGAACCAUUGAAGGAAAAUCAAUUAGUUCUAAUCAAAGAUGAAAAUCUGCCUCCGCUAAGAUGGAAACUAGGAAGAAUAUCAGAACUGCAUCCCGGAAAAGACAGCGUUGCUAGACCAACAACCGUAAAAACUGGUACAGGCACUCUUCGCCGAGGUGAUUUCAUGAUUACAAUGUCAAAGUCAACCCCUCGAAUGGGGGAGUAUGUUUCUGAUUGUAUCACAAAUUAAUUUAAAUUUUAUUUUAGUAAAAUUAUGAUAUUCUACAAUUCUUACUUAUCGACGUUAUGCUAAUCUGUAA